UGUUGGAAGCGGGAAGGUUCCGCGUGGAGGAGGAGGUGUUUCAGCGGUCUCGAGAGACCAAGGCCCCCAGAACUGAGGCUCUUGACACUAAAAUGGAGGAAAGUGAGCGGACCCCCGGUGGAGUGGUUAUGGUGCUGGGAUUGGAGGAUGCUGACUUCAAGGCGGAGAGGAAAGGAACAAGGAAGAAGAGGCAGAGGGAGGAAGAACUGCUGGAUGAACUGUCAGAUUUUACUGAGGGGUUGCUGUUGAAAAAGAGGAAAAAGAUGAAGAUUGAGGAAAGUAGAGAGGCAGGGCCUGGAGUGGAGAAGAAGAGGAAGAUGAAAAUAAGUGAAGAAACUGUCCUGAAGGUCAAGAAAGAGGAGGAUGUAGAGUAUCCAGUGUCAGUGAAGAGGAAAAAGAAAAAAGAGGAGAUAGAGGCUACAAAAGCCAUGAAACUCAGGGUAAAAGAGGAAAGAAUGGCUGCGAAGGCUCUCAAGAUCAAGAUGAAAGAGGAAGAAGAGCAACAGCGAUGGAGAUGGUGGGAGGAAGAGAGGUAUGAAUGUGGGAUCAAGUGGAAAUUCCUGGAACACAAGGGACCUUACUUCCCCCCAGAAUACCAGCCGCUCCCCGACAAUGUUCGGUUCUUCUACAAUGGGGAACAUAUAAAGCUCAGCCCUGCUACUGAAGAAGUAGCUCUUUUCUUUGCUCAAAUGCUGGACCAUGAGUACACAACCAAGGAUGUGUUCCGCAACAACUUUUUCAAGGACUGGAGGAAGGAGAUGACGCAUGAUGAGAGAAGGCUGAUCGUGGACCUUGAUAAGUGUGACUUUGGAGAGCUGUUCCAGAUGCACAAAGAUAAAGUGGAGGCACGACGCAACAUGAGCCAAGAGGAGAAGCAAGCAGUCAAAGAGGUGAAUCAGAAGAUACUGGAUAAGUAUGGCUACUGCAUUCUCGACCACCACCGAGAGCGCAUCGGCAACUUCAAGAUUGAGCCUCCAGGGCUGUUUCGUGGCAGAGGGGAUCACCCCAAGCAGGGAUUGCUAAAGAGGAGAAUCCAGCCUGAGGAUGUCAUCAUCAACUGCAGCAAAGACUGUUGCAUCCCAAAACCUCCUGCUGGGCACCAGUGGAAAGAGGUUCGCCAUGACAACACAGUCACCUGGCUGGCCAGCUGGAUGGAGAACGUGCAGGGGUCCAUCAAGUACAUCAUGCUUAAUGCCAACUCUAAGCUGAAGGGUGAAAAAGACUGGGAAAAGUACGAGGUGGCCCGGGGGCUGAAGACCUGCGUGGACAGGAUUCGGUCUGAGUACCAGGUGGACCUGAAGUCCAAAAAAAUGGAGACAUGCCAGAGAGCUGUGGCCUUGUACUUUAUUGACAAGCUGGCCCUCAGGGCUGGCAACGAGAAGGAGGAGGGCGAGACUGCUGACACCGUGGGCUGCUGCUCCCUCAGGGUGGAACACAUCACACUUCACGAGCAGCUGAAUGGAGACAAGUGUGUCGUGGAGUUUGAUUUCCUGGGAAAAGAUUGCAUCCGCUACUACAACAAGGUCCCUGUCACCAAGAGGGUCUUCAAAAAUCUGAAGCUUUUCAUGGAGAACAAGCAAGGAGGAGAAGAUCUAUUUGACCGUCUAAAUACAACUUUGCUUAACAAGUACCUGAGCUCCCUGAUGCCAGGCCUCACUGCCAAGGUGUUUCGAACUUACAAUGCCUCCAUCACCUUGCAACAGCAGCUGAGAGAGCUCUCAAUCAAGUCAGACAGUCUGGCCGAGAAGCUGCUUGCUUACAACAGGGCCAAUCGAGCGGUUGCAAUUCUGUGCAACCAUCAGCGGGCACCACCGAAGACCUUUGAGCAGUCCAUGGCCAACCUGCACGCCAAGAUUGACCACAGGAAGGAGCAGCUGGCACUGGCCAGGUCUGAGCUGAAGCAGGCCAAGAAGGAAGCCAAGGGGACCACCGAUGACAAGUUGCAGGCGGUACUGGAGAGGAAGAAGAGGGCAGUACAACGUUGUGAGGAGCAGUUGCUGAGGCUGGAGGUGCAGGCCACCGACAGGGAGGAGAACAAGCAAAUUGCCCUGGGCACCUCCAAACUGAACUACUUAGACCCUCGCAUCAGUGUUGCCUGGUGUAAGAACAUGGAUGUUCCUUUGGAGAAGAUAUACAACAAAACCCUGAGAGACAAGUUUGCAUGGGCCAUCCACAUGACAAAUCCAGACUUUGAGUUUUAAAGCUAUAAUUUUUAGAUAUUCCC
Molecule: messenger RNA, 2224 nt
Organism: Scleropages formosus (Asian bonytongue)
Lineage: Eukaryota; Metazoa; Chordata; Actinopteri; Osteoglossiformes; Osteoglossidae
Product: DNA topoisomerase I, mitochondrial
Exons: 18
Coding region: 93-2201 (702 amino acids)
Biological process (GO): chromosome segregation; DNA topological change; DNA replication
Cellular component (GO): chromosome; nucleolus
Molecular function (GO): DNA binding; DNA topoisomerase type I (single strand cut, ATP-independent) activity
Source: RefSeq, a predicted model, not a curated record